Molecule: messenger RNA, 759 nt
Organism: Malania oleifera
Lineage: Eukaryota; Viridiplantae; Streptophyta; Magnoliopsida; Santalales; Ximeniaceae
Product: B3 domain-containing protein At5g24050-like
Exons: 1
Coding region: 1-759 (252 amino acids)
Molecular function (GO): DNA binding
Source: RefSeq, a predicted model, not a curated record
AUGGAGAAGAAGGAAUUAAGGCUUCUCAGUGCUGAAGACUUUGUCGGCUUCGAUAUUCCGACGAACCCUUUUGAGAUGCUUCUAGCGGUGGCCAGACUCGCGUCCGUCGUCCGCGAGAAGUCCCUCAAGCGACCUGCUCCCUUUCCUUGCUGUGUCAGUGAUCCCAGUAUUGCUUCCUCAUCCCACCAGACGCAGAGCAGUUGUAGACUCGAAACAGAGCAAGGCUGGAAAAAGAAACAGAGGCGGCAUCAAGAACAGGGUGAACCCAGCAACCGGACUGCCCUGCGUCAAAUUAACCCUUCGUCUGUGCAUUCAAAUGCGAUUGGGAUGCCGUAUUAUUUGAGAAAUUACAUAUCAAGAAUCAGCGGCACCGACAUGGUUCUGGUCAUUCGGAAGAGGCUUUCCGAGACGGACGUUAAUCCCAAUCACAACCGCCUCUCCAUACCCUUCCGGCAGGCGAGGGCGGAGUUCCUGACGGCACAAGAGAAGCAGAGUCUCUUCGAACGCUCCCACGACGGGAAGAAAUUGAAGGGGAUGGAGGUGCCGAUGAUUGUUCACCCGGUGCUGGGUGAGUUUGUGUCUGUGAAUUUGAAGAGGUGGGAUAUGAAGAAGGGGAAUGGGAAGACAAGCUCCUCCUACGUGCUGGUCUCCGCCUGGAAUAAGGUUGUCACGGAUCACAUGCUUCGGAGAGAUGACGAAAUUCAGCUUUGGUCUUUUCGCCGCAAUCGGCAACUCUGCUUUGCUUUGUUUAGGUUUUGA